GAUCUCACUAAGGAUAGCUCAUCUUCCGAGUCGUCUUCUAUUAGCCGCAAGAAAGCUAAACUCCAUGACACCCAAGCGGGUGAUCCCUUCAGAACACCUUACAUCUCCGAGGAGGAAAGAGUAAGACUCGACAAUCGAUGCCGACUUAACGAUAUCGUAAGAGAGCACCUUGAUGGUGACAGCAUGGUCUAUGAUAGACUUCCCCCGAAAAAGGGCCGAGGUCGAGCUUCCGGGGAGGGAGCAGUCGUCAAUCCUAGCGAUUUUGAAAUGUCUGGCGCAUUGGUGACUGGUUCGAUUGAGGAGUUAUUUAGCGAGGUUCCGUCUAGUUCGUAUGGAUCGUCUAGCUUUUCAGGUUUCUCCUCAUCCGACGCAGAGAGCAGUGGAGGUUGUAACGGCGGCCCUGGCGGCGCUUUCGACGAGGAUUACCAAGACUGUCCUGGUGAGGUUGAAGCACCUGAAGCUGAAGAGUUUGAGAAUGGCAAGUCGGGUGAUGGUGGAUUUGACCUAGAGGUUACCCACGAUGACUUGCUCAAAGAAGGCCAGAAGGAUUGUCCAACUAGUGAGAUUUCUUUGCCGCAACUCAUUACACCUACUCGCCAGCAACGCUCGUCUUCCUUUGUUCCUAGCCCCUUUACGCCUAGAACAAUAAUGCCCAGCUCAGUUAUGACCGGUAUCAACCAGUCUAACAGCCCGGAUUCGCCUACUCUGCACACAAGACAUUUUCAGCGAAUUCUGUCAGGAGAAAUCGCGCCUCGCGUUCAGACUACGACACCUCAACCCACCGGAUCCAUCAACCGAGCUACAACCAAUAUCCCUCCUAGUUUCACACCCGUAAUUCCGGGUACUAACGCUCAGAGCUACGAAUAUAGUGAUGAGGAAGUCAAGGGUGUUGGUUUCAAGCCUAAUGCAAAGGCCCCGGGCCGUAGUCGCUCAAAAACGCCAGUCUCUGCACCGCAGCCCUAGGCGGAUCUCGGUAGCGGAAGUUCUUGUGAAGGCACGACUGUUGGUCUACACCAGACACAGUCAGAUGGCCGCGUGAGAACUCAGAAGACUCUUGCACCUGUUUAUAAUAGACGACACCCAGAUCCUACUUC
This is a messenger RNA of Hypoxylon trugodes, 1094 nucleotides long. RefSeq lists its product as uncharacterized. Bases 184 to 963 code for a protein of 259 amino acids. The record is from RefSeq and is a predicted model, not a curated record. Lineage: Eukaryota; Fungi; Ascomycota; Sordariomycetes; Xylariales; Hypoxylaceae. The transcript is spliced from 2 exons.